AUGUGGAUACACAAGUACCUCUACAGGAGAGUACGCCGGUUCCCGGUGGCCGUCGCCGUGGUCGCCACCAUAUGGAGCUUUGUUGAAGUUCUCUGGAUUCAGCGUGCACUCAUCCGCCAGCUCGACUCUGAGCCUGGUUUGCUCGGAGAUGAGAAAAUAUACAUUACCAGCAUACAUUGGAAUAAUGGGAACAUACUACGGGAAGCAUGGAUACCUGCUCUCGUUGAACUAGUCAAUGCCAUCGGUCGGGAUAAUGUCUUUGUCAGUCUCCAGGAAAGUGGAAGCUGGGAUGAUUCCAAGGCACAGCUACGCCAUUUGGAUGCAUUGCUCGCCCAGAAUGAUAUCCCAAGGAGAAUUGUCCUUAAUGACACGACACAUCUCGAUGAAAUCAGCAGGCCUCCUGCUAGUACUGGAUGGGUUGAAACACCCAUUGGCCAGACUGAACUUCGUCGGAUACCGUACCUUGCCAACUUACGCAACUUGGUAAUGGGACCAUUAUAUGAAAGAAAGGAAGAAGGGAUUUUUUACGAUAAGAUUUUAUUCUUGAACGAUGUGGUGUUCAAUACUUUAGAUAUUCGCAGACUGUUAUCAACUCGAGGAGGCAGUUUCGCGGCAGCAUGUUCACUAGACUUUUCAAAACCUCCCAAGUUCUACGACACAUUCGCUCUUCGGGACAUCGAAGGCCAUGACCAACUCAUGCAAACCUGGCCUUAUUUCAGAUCCCGGGUCUCCCGACGUGCUAUUAAGUACGGCGAGCCUGUACCUGUCAAAAGCUGCUGGAAUGGAGCAGUGGCAAUGGAUUCUUCUCCAUUUUACAAUGAUCCACCUUUGGAAUUUCGUGGUAUCUCUGAUGGCCUUGCCAAAUCACAUCUUGAAGGAUCAGAAUGCUGCCUCAUUCAUGCGGAUAACCCCCUGUCUGAAAAUAUGGGGGUAUGGCUGAAUCCCAAUGUGCGUGUCGGUUACAACACCCCAGCCUACGCAACAGUUAAUCCUGAGAGAAUAUCGUGGCUAUCAACUCUUUCAAUAAUUGGAGGCCUAUGGGAAAACCGAGUCUUGCGCUGGUUCACUACGUCAUGGUUUACGGAAUAUACAGUCAAGAGGCGGCUAUCCAAGUAUCAGAAGGAAGAUCCCGGGAAUAUUGAGACGGGAUCUUUCUGUCUGAUAAAUGAAAUGCAAGUACUUGUGGCCAAUGGUUGGGCUCAUCGUUAG
Messenger RNA from Microsporum canis CBS 113480, 1209 nucleotides. RefSeq lists its product as hypothetical. The record is from RefSeq and is a predicted model, not a curated record. The transcript has 3 exons. Bases 1 to 1209 code for a protein of 402 amino acids. Lineage: Eukaryota; Fungi; Ascomycota; Eurotiomycetes; Onygenales; Arthrodermataceae.